Schistosoma curassoni is the source of this 6032-nucleotide messenger RNA. The record is from the annotation of a GenBank genome assembly. NCBI's taxonomy places the organism in Eukaryota, Metazoa, Platyhelminthes, Trematoda, Strigeidida, Schistosomatidae.
UAAUGUUCAAGGCUUUCGGUUCAGCCAUCAAAGAAUGACUCGCAGUUGAAAUAUUUUUUGAUUAGUCGUGUUUUCUACCCAUUGUGUUCCGCAUUUCUAUCUUCCAUCAUAAAAAUCAGUACAGAUAGAUAGAGAGAGAGAGUUAACGGGUGUUUGGUCCUUGGGUAGUUCGUUCAGAGCUUCUGUACGUGAAUGGCUGUGACGCCUUUCUUCAGUUUACGCAACUUAGUCCUGAACAAGUGCAAUAAUUUUUUACUUCCUGGAUCAUCCCGAGAUAAGUGCUACAAGUUUUUGCUCGAUGGCUACUUUGUCGGAUUCAUCCACCCAAUGUUUUUGGAUUGGUUAUUGAAAUAUGCAAAUGUUUUUGUGAAGAUUUCUCAUCCGCAACACGGUGAUCAUUGUAUUACAGUGCAUCAGGCCAUGAUAAAUGUGAAUGACCGCAGCAAUGCAGUGGCAGAAGUGAUGCAAGAUUUGCGGACCACAAGUCCUUUCAAGGCUCUAAAAGGAUGGAGAAACGAGGACUAUGGCGUUUACGUUCAUAACCGUGAAAAAGUAUUAUUAAAAAUUGAACGUUCAGCAUCGAGUCUUCUGGGUAUUACACGAUAUGGUGUACAUGUAAAUGGUUUUUUCUCAAAUCGAUACAACUACUCUAGAAAGUCUGAUCGAAUCGUUAAUGGCAGCUCACGUAAUUCCAACGAUUCUAAUUCACUCGCUCAAAUUGGUCCGGACAAUGUUUUUAUGUGGCUCGGUUUACGAUCAAUAAACAAACCUACCUCUCCUGGAAUGCUCGAUAAUAUGGCUGCUGGAGGUUUAACAUAUGGUCUAGAUGUAAUGGAAUGUGCUCGUAAAGAGUGUCAAGAGGAAGCAAGUGUACCAGAGCAUAUGCUUGGUAAACUAACCCUUGUAAAUCAAAUCAGUUAUAUUUUUGAAGAUGAGCGCGGUGUUUGCCCACAAAUUGAAUAUUGUUUCGAUCUGGAAUUACCGCCAGAUUUUAUCCCUGUUAGCUCUGAUGGUGAAGUGGAUAGUUUUCGAUUAGCCAGUAUAUCAGAGAUCAAACAAUUAAUAUUUGACGAACACUUCAAAUCAAAUUCUGCUAUGGUUGCCUUGGAUUUUUUGUACAGACAUAAAUUUAUCGAUAAAGACUCAGAGGCAAAUUAUUCCACAAUUAAUUGUAUAUGAAAUCAAAAUGACGGUCAACCUCACAUUUUGUUUUAAUAUAAACAUUAAUUUAUAAACAACACAGUUAAGUAGAAUGUGUAAAUACAUUGUCUUGAUUAUGUAAUCAACUUGUUGUACAAUAAUUAAUUGAAUGUCGUCAACAAUUAUAACAUUGAUUUUAUCGUUUACUUUCAUUAUUAACAUUAUUUCUGCUACAAUUUAUUCAUGCUUUAUAAAUACUAUAGUUUUGCAAUCUUUUCACUUUCUUAACGUUAUAUUGUCAUUGGAUUACUAAGGUGAACAGUUUCUUUUUCUCCAUAUAGUUAUUAUCUCAUAACUGUACAUUGUGAUUAUGAUUUAUAGCUUCUGAUGUCCUAGUUAUUCAUUUCUAAAAUACGGGAAAGCUUUUUUGUUACGUGUGCUAUUUUACCAACUAAUUUGACAGUGUCAAAUGAAACGAACAGUUUUACAUUGAGUUUAUGGGGGGGAAUCCAGUUGCAAUAUGAAUUUUUGGCUUCAAAUGUCUGUUUAAUACGCACAACAAAAUUCAAACUGUAUUUUUGGUUAUAAUAUGCAUAGUCGUUUAUGGAUUUAAUGUUAAAGUAUUUCAAUAGGAAGAAUGUGUUGUGGAUAUAUCAAGAAUUCAAAUCUUUUGCUUGAUAAUGAAUUGUAUGUAGAUGGUUUGCAGUUUGCGCUGUAAAGGCUUUAUCAUGAAAUAAUUAUAUUAUCCAUCCAGACAAUAUCAGAAACAUUAUGAACUACGGAUAAUAAAGUAUGAAUGCAUUUGUUCUACUGUAACCGACUUUAAUCCAACUUACUUAGGUGUUUGACCAUUUACCAGUAAUAAAGCGGUCACUAUUGCCAUGAAGUAUGGAGUUCACAGUACGACGCAUCAGUAUUUAGUGAUUUCCUAGGCUGAUGUCACGUAUUGGUUUUGCCACCGCGAUCUUUCAAGUUACUCAUACUUCGACGAACAUUGAUAGCCAGUAUUCUGCUAUACGUAAAGUAUUCCAACAGCCACAUUCGAUAAAAAUUCAUAUCCCCGUCAACAGUCUACUAUUAUUGGCUUUUACUAUACACUAUCCUCAGCACUAUGCACUGGUAAGACUUUAAAGAUAUCUGUGAUCAAAUACUGGUUAUCUACAAAUAUCCUCUUCCAUCAAAAAUAGUGUUGCACAACCUUAGAGGGAUUCUGCGUUAACUUUCUGGUUACACGCCUUUCAAUAGGCAGAAAUAUAUCGUACAUGCUUUACGAGUGUUGCGGUUUUUCUAUGACAAAAGUUCCUAAUUUCAUCAACCACUAUGAUGAGGUUUCCAACACAAAGUCGGUCCAAUGAUUUACUGAAAUGUACUUGGAUUCCCUAAACUUUUAUUUUAGAUUAAUGACACUCAUCACUUGUUUUUAUAAUAGAUCAUAUCAAAUUAUCUUAUCUUUGACAUUUCUAUCUUUGAGUUGAGCUCUAGAAUUUUCUAUAUUAAUGAGAUUUCUACGUUUUAUUGGAUGAAGAAAUUUAUAUGCUCUUACGGGAGCGUUAUUAUAUUUCAGUUAUGUGCUCCAAAACGAGCAUGUUUUUUCAUCAUACUAGCGUGGUAUGUUUGUGGUCGCCAUUCUGUUUGUGUUUUCAUUUCAGAAAACGUCUCUUUCUGUACUUUAAGUUUAUCCUCUUCAACAGUUAUCUGACAAUAAAUGUAGCAGAUGGUUACUGUUUUGGAAUUCUCUGAGUUGGAGCCUCUAAUGAGCGAUCUAUUCGUUUUUCAACUUGACUAGGCCUACCUAUUUAUACGCCAAAAUCUCUCGCCAUAAUUACUUAACCAGCGUCCCUUACCUUUUAAUUAGUGUUAGAAAGCUUUCUAUAGAACUUUCUCUUGUCUUUAAUCAGUGAAAAUUAUGCAUGUUCUUAGGAUUUUAAGUACACAAUCGAGGGUUCCGAUUUUGCUUUUUAAUCUAAUGCUACGCUUAUACAUGUGAGGCGACGACAAAUCAUUAAAAAAUCUCCAGAUACACCAAGAAGGAAUCUGGGUGAUCUAGAUGAGAUGAUACAAGUCAUAAACCUUGGAUUCUGUGUACUGAAUCUCGACACAGUACAAAUCAACAACAUAAAAUUUUAAUCUUAGCCACUGAUACCUGGUUCGACAAAGGGUUCGGACAUUUAAAACUUCAUCAUAUGGUUCGGAACACAUCUUUAGGCUACCGAUAUAUUUUUUGAGAUUGAAUUGUUAGCACCAGUAGCCCACGCAAAAAUGAAGGAGUCAGCAAAAACCUAUUGAUAAUAGGAAUGGAAAAAAUGUAAAGAACUAAUGAAAGGUUUUUACUAUAACUAAGAGUAAAUCGAGAAUUGUUAGGUGUGUUUAAGCGAACCAAACGUUUUGUGAAAGUAUAAUUUUCGUUUAUGGACCUGGAAAUGAACUAGGCUGGUUAUUAGUGAAUGGUCAAUCCAGGAACGUGACCGCUUAGCUGAAGAAAUAUCUGGCCGUAUUUGGUGGUAUACUACCAUUUAGUAGUUCGGUUUUCAUAUAUAGGCUCCAUACUUUGCAGGCCUCAUCAGGCACUAGAAAACUGCAUUAGGAUAAGAUAUACUCCCAGGAUUGACCUUUUCCAACACCACGUUGUGGGCAGGAAACAUCUCCGUAAAUGAUUAUCUCUAGCAAACACCUUGUUGCUUUCAAAUCCUCCUGAGUAACCUCAAGGAACAAGCGCUUCACCCAUUAUAGUUAGGUCGUGUUGUCCCAAUAGUUAAGCUCAAUCACUGUAAUAACCAUCAUUGGAAUCAGUACAACAAGUGUAUUUCAUUUUCCUUCUUGGAGACAUCCUAGUGAAUAUUUGAGUUCCCAUUUUCUCUGUAACCCCUAAAUUCAUUGAUUCAAACUGCUUAGUAUUAUUCCUUUAAUGAAAUCAUCAAUGAAAACUAAUUUUUCAACAAUUUAUCCUUCUAUUAUUUUAAACAGACACAAGUGUAAUAACAUUGUCUCUAAUAGCAACCAUAAAUUAUGAUUGCAAUAAAUCUUUCUCUUGCUUCUCAAUAAAAUGUGAAUACAUAUAAUAUCCCACUACUAACGUGUAUCAAUAUUAAAAAGGUAGAAAUUUAACCUAGUUAGGAUAAAAACCUUGUUACUUUCAAUUUUUUAUAAUGGAAGUAAGAAAAUAAUUAACAUACAAUGUCGAUAACUAUCAGCUCGUCAUAGUAACCGCUUGGUGCUUAACUGAAUCUUGGCACAGGUCCAGAAAGUUGAAUUAGCUAUUGCCAACUUUCAUCAACUGUAGCAUAGAUGAGAUCCCCGUCUAUCAACUAAAAAGCGUCUUACAGCGCAACAGUCUCCUUUCUACUUGAUGGGUAUGAAACAUGGCCAUUAAAAAUAGAUGAUAGUCGUGCGUUAUUAGUAUUGAGUCAUAGAUGUCUUUGAAGUGUCAUCUGUGUUCCAGGACAACUGAGCAAGCAAUUCCAGAUUUAAGGAUAUAGUACUAGGUAAAUAUGGCCAAUUGAUUAACAAGGCAGCAAAAAUUCAUCAACUGAUGUUGUUGAGACAUGUGUUAGGUAGGUAGGGGUAGGUUGAAAGAAAACUAGAGGAGGCAUUAUAAGGAUGCAACAUCAGUUCAUGGAGUCAUAGACAAGUGGAUUAAGCAAUGUUUACACGUAUAGACUAUCUGGUCGGGUUGUACGUGAGUAUCAUAACCAGUGGUUGGAGACGUGGAAUGACAUGGCUGAAAAUCGGUUGUAAUGGCACAGGUGGAUCCAUUCUUUGUCUUCCUCCAGAUCCUAAACUUAUGAAUUCCUCAUAGUUUCGUGUAUUUCACUAAUUUAUAUUUUCUUGGAUCGUAUCUUUAAUGUGUAAUCUUUUUUACUACCAUUAAUACUGCUCUAUAAAUAGCCCUAAUAAUUUCAUAUCGCUGUGCUGAUUAUGUAUGAAAGUGUAAACCAAUGUACAUAUGUACGAGGUUCUACGUUUUGUUUGACUGACUGCAUAAGGAAGUAGGUUGGGUAGAAAUUUCACCCCGGACACGUUGACCGAGCGCUAAGUGGUCAAACCAAUAACCUACUGCUCAACUGAGUUAUUACUUGUUAUCAGUAAUAAUGUAAACUUCGUGAAUUUUGACAGUGCUUAAAUGUGCCGGAUAAUUAUAAAUACGAUUUAUAUCAUUAUAUAUGUUGUAUAUUUCAUAGUUUUUUUGUAAAUAAUUUGAUACUGCUGACUUACUACAAUCCAAAUGAUAUAUAACCAUGAAGACCGUCAAUAUUUCUCGGAAACUGAUAUAUGGCAUAAGCAUCAUUCCCGACUCAGCUAUUUAGUUUCGGGACAGUACAAGGUCAUCAGACAUCAUGUACAUACAAUUUAGCUAGUUUUACGUAGCCUUUUUAAACACUAGGAAUGUCAGAAAAUAAGUAGUUUUGAAAUGUAGGAUUUAACCUUUAUAAAAGCUGGUGGUUUGUGUUGAUGAGAUGAAUAGUGAACCUAACUUGAGUCCUGUCUCCCACAUUUUCUGCGCUACCAACCUAUAAACAAGUGAUUUAUUAUGCUUAGUAUGUUAAGGUAGUUCUGCUGUUAGUUUAUUCCCUUUUAAAAGGAUUUGUAAUGAGAAUGGAAGAAAAACUCGAAUGUAUGCACUAGUCCAUAACUUUGAGCUAGAUUAGCUAACUUAUUGUAAACAUCAUACAGAUACUACUCGACAGCACUAAUCACAACUAUGUGCACCAAUCGAUUCAAAUGAUCGUUAUAUUAUGUUGUAAUGUUUUUGUUAAACAUGUUCUUUUAUCUCACUACAGAUCCAAAGCAUGCAGAAGUACAAUCCUUGAUGCACGUUAACUUACCAUUUGAUUAAUUGCAUUUGUGAAUACGGUUUCUAUCUAUCAACGUCAUUGUUUCAAAAUCAAAAAUCC